Vitis riparia (riverbank grape) is the source of this 2001-nucleotide messenger RNA. RefSeq names its product diacylglycerol kinase 3-like. Lineage: Eukaryota; Viridiplantae; Streptophyta; Magnoliopsida; Vitales; Vitaceae. The record is from RefSeq and is a predicted model, not a curated record. The transcript has 11 exons. Bases 160 to 1437 code for a protein of 425 amino acids. Gene Ontology annotation, molecular function: ATP-dependent diacylglycerol kinase activity.
GCCUCCGCCCAUCUGUUCUUCGCCUGCGAUGCGCACAUCAUAGGCCCCACCACCAUCACCUCCAUCCCAUCUUUUUUACCAUUUUCUCUGUCUACAUUCCUUUUUCCAUAUCUAUUUUAUUUAUUUAUUUUUACAUAUAUUUCUAUUAUAUUUAUUACAAUGAAGAACAACAGCGACAACAUCAUUUUCAAGUUUCAAAGUUCUGUAGCCUCCUCCAAUACCCUCCCAUUCUCUGACUCAGCCAGUUCAGCGAAUUUCGAUUCCAUGGAUUCGCCUUCCUCCGUUGGUGAUUCAAUUCGGGUCGCGGCGCGCUCCUCGGUCAUUGACUCCUUCCGCGGCUGCGGCCUCUCCGGAAUCCGAAUCGAUAAAGAGGAACUAAAGCGCAUCAUUUUAUUGCCCCAAUAUCUUCGACUUGCCAUGCGCGAUUCCAUUAAUUCCAAGGAUCCAAACGCCGGCGACCACCAUCUCGAAGGAGCCGAGAAUGCUGAGUCGCCGGAGUGUCCCAUUAUUGUGUUUAUUAACUCCCGCAGCGGUGGUCGACACGGGCCUGAGCUGAAGGAGCGGCUUCAGGAGUUGAUGAGUCGCGAACAGGUGUUUGACCUCUCAGCUGUGAAGCCCCAUGAAUUUAUCCAGUAUGGAUUGGGUUGCCUAGAGAAGUUGGCUGAACAGGGAGACCAAUGUGCUAAAGAGGUCCGGGAAAAGAUGAGGAUCGUGGUUGCAGGAGGAGAUGGUACUGUCGGUUGGGUGCUAGGUAGUCUUGGAGAGCUUGACAAACAGAAUCGUGAACCAGUUCCUCCUGUUGGAAUUAUUCCACUCGGAACAGGCAAUGAUUUGUCUAGGAGUUUUGGUUGGGGGGGUUCAUUUCCUUUUGCCUGGAAAUCAGCUGUCAAAAGAUCUCUCCACAGGGCUACUAAAGGUCCAAUUUGCCGGCUUGAUAGUUGGCAUGUUCUGAUAUCAAUGCCACCAGGUGUAAUUGUGGAUCCGCCCCAUUCUCUGAAGCCUACAGAAGAAUGUGCUCUUGAUCAGGGUUUGGAUGUAGAGAGUCAGUUACCUGAGAAAGUGACUUGCUAUGAGGGAGUCUUUUAUAAUUACUUUUCCAUAGGCAUGGAUGCUCAAGUUGCCUAUGGCUUUCAUCAUUUACGGAAUGAAAGACCUUACCUUGCACAAGGUCCAAUUUCAAAUAAGAUAAUCUACUCUGGAUACAGUUGCACUCAAGGUUGGUUCUUCACACCUUGCAUGAGUGACCCUAGUUUAAGGGGACUCAAAAACAUCUUAAAAAUUCAUAUUAAAAAGGUCAAUUGUUCAGAAUGGGAGCAGAUUCGAGUUCCUUCAAGUGUGAGGGCAAUAGUUGCUUUGAAUCUUCAUAGCUAUGGAAGUGGAAGACAUCCAUGGGGUAAUCUGAAGCCAGAGUAUUUGGAAAAGAUCUCCAUGUUUUGAACUUUGGAUCUCCGGUUGUUGGAGCAGUUACAACCCCAGUGAGGUAAUCAUCCUUACCCUUUCCACUCACAAACAUCAUGACCAAUUGUGACCAUAUAAGAAAGUUCUGCCCAUUUAAUUUGUGACUUGUGAUGGGCUGAACAGAGCUCUCGAAGUUGCUAUGGUUGCUGGAAACAACCAUUUCUUGGGUAGAUGUGGCAUUGGAGGUGGGGCUCUUGUCACUGGCUAUCCCCUGAUUUCUCUCACCUUGAUUCCAGAAACUUACAUCAGAUUUAUAGGAGAUGAUAGCAACAAAUCUGCCCACUAACUCCUUUAUUUUAGGGUAAACAAAAAAGAUAAAUCCUAACUAAUAUAGCAAAUUCAAAACUGAACUAGAGAUAUUGGAUAACAAAUUAUCCAUAUCUCUUUAUUUAAACUAGCUAACAAACAUGGAAACCUAGCUUCGGGACUCCCUAGAAUCAUGCGAUCCUCCAUAAAAUUUGGACUCACAAUCUGAAUCUUAUCCGGAUUUCCACAGCUAGGAAUUUUUAUGGCUUAGCUGAUUAAUCUUUUACUUUUGAGAGA